AUGAUCAGCGGACGGCAGUAUUACGAGAUACCGCCUGCGAGCCAAGCGACCACGACUUCCUACAAAGGCAACAGACGGUUCGAUCCUGAUUACGGACUCAACUAUAGCCACCACAGCUACGCUAUUGAACAGAAAGACUACCGGGCCACCCGGGCAGUCUCUGGCCUUGGGCCUGCCGGUGCAAGGCAAUCGCUGUCAGCGCUGGACGACAGUCGUGCCAACGAAAUUCGACAUGGCGUCUACGCACACGUUUUCCUCGAUGUCAAAAAUAGCAGCAAAUCACACGUUCCGUAA
This is a messenger RNA of Colletotrichum orchidophilum, 294 nucleotides long. RefSeq lists its product as uncharacterized. The transcript has a single exon. Lineage: Eukaryota; Fungi; Ascomycota; Sordariomycetes; Glomerellales; Glomerellaceae. Bases 1 to 294 code for a protein of 97 amino acids. The record is from RefSeq and is a predicted model, not a curated record.